AUGUCAGGAGGAAAGGGAAAAUCAGGAUCAAGCGAAAAAGCUUCAACCUCUAGAUCUUCAAAGGCUGGUUUGACUUUUCCAGUCGGAAGAGUCCAUAGAUUAUUGAGAAAGGGUAACUACGCUCAAAGAGUUGGUUCAGGUGCCCCAGUUUACUUGACCUCUGUUUUGGAAUAUUUGGCUGCCGAAAUCUUAGAAUUGGCUGGUAACGCAGCAAGAGAUAACAAGAAGUCCAGAAUUAUCCCAAGACAUCUUCAAUUGGCCAUUAGAAAUGAUGAGGAGUUAAACAAGUUGUUGGGUCAUGUGACAAUUGCUCAAGGUGGUGUUUUACCAAACAUUCACCAAAACUUAUUACCUAAGAAGUCCGGAAAGCCAGAAAAGAUUUCUCAAGAGUUGUAA
Molecule: messenger RNA, 396 nt
Organism: Suhomyces tanzawaensis NRRL Y-17324
Lineage: Eukaryota; Fungi; Ascomycota; Pichiomycetes; Serinales; Debaryomycetaceae
Gene: HTA1
Product: Hta1p
Exons: 1
Coding region: 1-396 (131 amino acids)
Cellular component (GO): nucleosome
Molecular function (GO): structural constituent of chromatin; protein heterodimerization activity; DNA binding
Source: RefSeq, a predicted model, not a curated record